AUGUACCCAGGCAGACAAAGUCGCCCCCUUGCGGUAUAUCUUCUUGCAAUGCAUCUGGUGGAUGAUACCACACGUCUCUGUGGCCAAAACACGUCACUGAUUCCGUCGGCCGCACGACACAUGCGACACUACCCCACCUGCGACAUCCCGGAAUCUCAUUUAGAAGUUACUUCCGACCCGUCGUCGCGGUCCCUCUCCCAUCGCGACGCUGCGAUCGAGGAUCCUGCCCUCGCCCGACACCAGCGCCAUCUCCCAUCUCUCCAGGGUGACGAAUUCCCCGAGGUCCCGAACCCAGACAUGGCUCGACACCGCCUUGAACGAGGGCUUCUUGCGCAAGGGGAGUCGAAACGCAGUCCGGUAGUACUGCUCGGGCACGGGGAUGUCGCGACGGGCCCAAUAACCGAGAGACUCACCUUCGACAAGUCCAAGGAGCUCGUCAACGGCGCGAUCCAGAAUCCGGUGACGGUCCCGCUCUCCAGCCCUUCGAUCCGGGCCUCGGCAAACUUCGGGUCGGAGACGCGUAUGCGGACGAGACAGUGGGGGAUGGGAGCCGGCAUGAUGUCAGAAGGACGCGGAGCUAAGAGCGAUGUGCGACAACAAAGGGGAGGUGGAAGUGCGGUGGUCGACAAGCGUCGCGCGACACCGAAAAGCGCCCAAGUGGCGUUCGACAGAAUGUCGCGCGACGCGGCACUCGCAAGCGCCGGCACGUUCUUCGUGACGUCGCCGGUUAACCCCCUUCUCCAUUCUCGCGCUUUCGUCCCUGCGAUGUAUAGAUACCUUUUCUACGGGCCUAACGGCCACGAGAGCUAUUCAAAGUCGGUAACCACGGACCCGACUAUGGCUUGCCACGGCUAUGAGCGACAUCGAUUGACGGAGAGGAAGUCGGAACGGAGUGGGAGAGUGCUGCUCAGGCACGGGGAUGUCGGGACGUGCCCAGUCGACGGCCCGCCAGGCAAUGGUGUCUCCCUAUCGCCGCCGUCUUGA
Molecule: messenger RNA, 984 nt
Organism: Fomitopsis serialis
Lineage: Eukaryota; Fungi; Basidiomycota; Agaricomycetes; Polyporales; Fomitopsidaceae
Exons: 7
Coding region: 1-984 (327 amino acids)
Source: RefSeq, a predicted model, not a curated record